AUGCUUCGAAUCCUUCGAGCGAGUGGACUAAGCUCCAGCUUUACACCUUUCCGGGCGCUGUUGUCGUCGUCGAGCUCUCCGGACCCUCAACGGGGACUGUCUGUGGUGUUCUUUGGUACUGAUGACUUCUCACUUCCAGUUCUCAAUGCUCUGGUGGAGGCCCGCGACUGCGAUGGGAGUGUGGCAUCGAUCGAGGUGGUGGUGCCCAAGCUGAAGGAUCCUUCCGCCAAGUGUACCAUUGAAUCUGUUGCUCGAUCGGCUGGUCUUCGAGUCCAUGUCCCCAAUCGGAGGACUACCCUCAAGUACUGGGGCCUGCCCGGUGCCCCGCCUCCGGGCGGCUCGGACGGUGAUGGCGACGAUGAUGGCGAGCCUAUGGAGAUCGGUCCGCGAUACGAUGUUGGCGUUGUGGCUUCGUUUGGCUAUCUCAUUCGCCCGCACAUUGCCUCGGCCUUUCGGCUUGGCAUCAUCAAUGUCCACCCGUCAGACUUGCCGCGCCACCGCGGCCCGGCCCCUCUUCAUCACACCAUUCUCGCUGGCGAUACCACGACGGCUGUCUGUCUCAUCGACGUCGAUCCGACUGCGUUUGAUGUUGGCGCUCUGCUCGCCCGUUCGCCCCUUGAUCUCACUACCCUCCCGGACACUCCGUUCCCACCACCGCUUCCGGUCCUCUCGUCGACGCUGGCCGGUACUGGCGGCAAGCUCGUUCGCUCGGCGCUGCGGUCAUGGAACGCGACACUCGACGCGGCUGUCGACCAAGAUCGGCUGGGUGCCGAGCCGAGCCACGCACCCAAGGUGAGCAAGGACGACGCAAUUGUGCCGUGGGCCACCGCACCGGCCGCGCACGUCCUCCGCCUCCACCGCGCCUUUGCCGGCUCGUUUGACGCCCAAGCGUUUGUGACGCUACCGGCGCGCCGCAAGCCGGACGGCGCCCGCAAGCGGGUCAAACUGCUCGAGCUUGAUGUAGUCGCUGCCGGCGAUCCAGCAGCUGGAGACGCCGCUCAGUUGGCACCGGGCACGAUCGCCUUCGACAAGCCGCGUAAGAGGCUAUUGGUCGGCACUGCUGACGCCGUGGGCGUCGCCGUCGGCUCGCUGCAGGUUGAGGGCAAGGCCCCGUGCUCGGCCGUCGACUUUGCCAACGCCUAUCUCCGCCGGCUGCUAGGCUCCGGCUUUGUGGUUUAG
This is a messenger RNA of Thecamonas trahens ATCC 50062, 1179 nucleotides long. Its product is annotated as methionyl-tRNA formyltransferase. NCBI's taxonomy places the organism in Eukaryota, Apusomonadida, Apusomonadidae. The record is from RefSeq and is a predicted model, not a curated record. Gene Ontology annotation, cellular component: mitochondrion. The transcript has a single exon. Gene Ontology annotation, molecular function: methionyl-tRNA formyltransferase activity. Gene Ontology annotation, biological process: conversion of methionyl-tRNA to N-formyl-methionyl-tRNA; biosynthetic process. Bases 1 to 1179 code for a protein of 392 amino acids.